CACAUCCAUUUUCCCACUUGGAUACAAAGCACGGCUGAGCUGCUGUGGCUGAAGGUCAUGGGCUCCCAUCUGCCCUGCUGACUGCUGCUCCUGGUUCCCCUUGAACUCAUGCUCCACGUUUGCAUCUGUCCCUGCUCUGAGUUUCUCUCCCAAACCAACCACUGCUGCGUGCUGUGAUUCACAGGGUGUGAAGGAGAACAGCAGAGCUGCUGCUAUCACUCAUUAGCUGGCCUUAUAAUUAUUGUCUCCAUUCCCUCCCUCCCUCUCAGCCACUUUUCAGGUUUGUCUGUUGUUUCCAGACUCUAACACCAAUAGCACUGCUGCUGUGACUCCUGUUUCUUUGCUUUUCUUUUGCUCUUGGAAUUGCAGCUGGCAUUAAGGUACUGCUGCUGUUCUGAACUCUAAUGGCCAGUUUGUCUUAAAGGACAGCAGAGCAUAACCCCAAAAAACAACCAGACAGCCCAAAAUCAAAAGUAGACUUCACAAAUGAGAGGUGCAGAGUGUGAUUCUCAGUGUGCUGCACAGUUCAGCUUUCUGCUGUUGAUACACAUAUUUCUUAUGAAUGAAGCUGCCCUGCAAAUCAUUUAUUAAGUGGCGAUGUGGAGCUGUGGGCUGGUAAUUAGUUCUUGUGUUUCCUGCUGCCUCUGUGAGUUCUUCUUUUGGUGAAGAAGGAAAGGCCCCAAAAAAUCACGCCCUGUCCUCCUCUGGAUUGCACUGCUGUGAUGUGGUUUUGCAAUGUGGGUUCUUCUCCAAUGGAAAGAUGUGCCCUGCAGCAUUAGGUGGUGUUAAGCAACCAGAAUACAGCGUGGAGGUGGGAAAUUGACAGCAUGGUAUAAUUGGUGUGCUGUGAGUAUUCCUGUCCUGAGGCUCCUGGUUGUGCAGUUCUCAUCGUGCUGAGCUGGAGCACCCCAGGCUGGGGGUGUGCAUGCAGACACAGGGGGCUCUUAAAAAGUGCAGGUCUUUUGGGAAAUUGACAUCUGUAGUAUUGGACACCGAUCUGGUUCUGUUGACCUUGAAUGCAUUCCUCAGCUUUGUUACCUUCUGGGCAAUGAAUGCCUGUAGCACAUGUAGCAGUUCACUGCUCUGUAGCUGAGGCCAGUGCUUCUUUGUGUCCCUCCCUGGGCACUUUGUAUGGCCAAACCAAGGCUGCUUUUUACUCGACCAUCUCCUAAAGCCUAUAAAGCUUAGAAAAAUCUGUUAAGAAAACAAUUAGAGACAUUUUCUCUGGUAAGAACGCAUUGCUGGCUGUGCAAGGACCUGCCCAGGCCUGGAGCUCCCGUGGAGUGGGGGAAGAAAAGCAGUGGAAACCUCUUGAGCCCUUCUUCUGUCACCUCAUUGUGAGUGAGAGGUGACGUGCACAAGUGGCAUGUGCAGCCAGGCUUAAAAUAGCCCCCAGCAGCCCAUGGGAAGCCUUAUAUGUCCUGCUGCACAUGCUGGGCUUGGGGAGAGGGCUGCCAGGGCCUGCCAGCAUGCUCCUGAGCAUGCAACAGGUUGAAAGUUAGUCUGGAAAUAGCAGAAACUAAGAAUGGUGUUCAGACUGACAUUGGUAGUACUGUCUGGCACGUGUGAGUGAGUUUUCGUGUCCACCUGUCAGUGGAAAGGAAAGAAAGAACAAAUUGAGAGCUUGGCAGAUGUUUCAGGGAUGGGUUGAUGUCGUCUUGGUCACCUUUUAACAGGAGCUUUCUUUGUUUCUUGACUGCAGGAUUACCAGGUUUUAAACAAGAUGAAAGAGAUAACAGGAAUUCAGGAUGCAGAUUUCCUUCACGCUGCUCUCAAGGCUGCUAAGGGAAACCUGAUGGAAGCACUCAUCGUCCUCACAGAGGAGCGUGAUCAGGAGCCUGGUCAGAACACAGCUGCUGCAGAGCCAUCCUCUUGGGAAGGCAGUGCAGUGGGCAAAGAGCCCCCACAAGGUGGUGCUGCAUUUGACCCUGAAAAGAAAGGGGACAUCCACUCAGCUGUUGCCUACAGACAGCUGGAAUCACCAAAAGCUCAUGCUGCUGAAAGACCACAAGAGGUCCAUUCUCCUGAAAACAAAAAUCGCUCCAAAAGGAAACGCUGUGAGGUCUGGGGAGAGAAUUCCAAACAGAGCGACUGGAAAAGAGUGGGAGAUUGGCCCGUUGGGAUGAAGAACAUUGGCAACACGUGUUGGUUUAGUGCUGUCAUACAGUCUCUUUUCCAGCUGCCACAGUUCCGGAGGUUGGUGCUCAGCUACUCCUUCCCACCAAGUGUACUUGAGAGCUGUCGGACGCGCACUGGAAAAAGAAAUAUUGCAUUUAUGCAAGAACUCCAGUGUCUGUUUGCUUUAAUGCUGGGAACACGUCGGAAGUUUGUGGAUCCUUCUGCAGCACUGGAACUCUUAAGGGAUGCUUUUAAAUCAACCGAGGAACAACAGCAAGAUGUGAGCGAGUUUACACACAAACUGCUGGAUUGGCUGGAAGAUGCAUUUCAGCUCACUGUGAAUGUCAAAAGCCCUGGGGACAAAUCUGAAAACCCAAUGGUCCAACUUUUCUAUGGGACUUUCUUGACGGAGGGUGUCCACGAGGGCAAUACUUUUUCCAAGAUCGAAACCUUUGGUCAGUAUCCCCUUCAGGUAAAUGGUUAUCGAAACUUGAAUGAGUGCUUGGAAGGAGCCAUGGUGGAGGGAGAGAUGGAUGAGGAGACAGCAACUCAGUCAGUGAAAUAUGUACAGGAGCGCUGGUUCACCAAACUCCCUCCAGUGCUGACCUUUGAACUCUCCCGAUUUGAGUUCAACCAAUCCCUGGGACAGCCAGAGAAAAUCCACACAAAGCUGGAAUUCCCUCAGACUAUUUAUAUGGACAGGUACCUCUACUGCAGCAAAGAGCUUAUUCAGACAAAGAGAGAAGAACUGAAGAAAUUGAAGGAAAAAAUGCUGAUUCUGCAACAGAAACUGGAAAGGUACAUGAAGUAUGGCUCUGGCCCAGCACGCUUCCCACUGCCUGACAUGCUGCAAUACGUUCUGGAAUUCAUCACUACAAAGCCUGCUGGAGCUGUGUCCUCUGCGUGCAUAUCUUCUAAUGAGGACUCUCAGAUGAUGGACAGGCAGUCCCAGGGCGAGUCGCUCAUUCUGGGCACACCUUCACAGCCUGACAGCAUGCUGGAUGGAAAGGAUGGUAAGCCUGAAGAUGAAGCCGUCCUAUUGGCAAAUUCUUCAACGCAGCAACAACUGAACACACCUCUGCAGCCUUCUGCUCCACCAGCAGAGAUGUUGGACUGUCCUGCUCCUCACGUGGUUUCUGAGGAAGAGAUGAACCUGGUUACAACAUGCCUGCAGCGAUGGAGGAAUGAGAUUGAGCAAGAUGUGCGAGAUCUGAAGGAGUCCAUUGCCAGAGUCAGCCUAUCCAUUGAUGAAAUGUACUGUGACCCUCACCUCCAGCAGGUUCCCUAUCACUUGCACGCUGUCUUGGUGCAUGAAGGGCAAGCAAAUGCUGGUCACUACUGGGCCUUCAUAUACGACCAGCCUCGGAAAAGCUGGCUGAAAUACAAUGACAUCUCAGUGACAGAAUCAUCGUGGGAAGAGCUGGAGAGAGAUUCAUUUGGUGGCCUGAGGAAUGCCAGUGCUUACUGCCUGAUGUACAUAAGUGAUAAGGUGUCCCACGUUGUUGCAGGUGAAGGUGACAACUCAGAGGUCGGGCAGUUCCAGAAGGAGGUGGAGGCUUUGCCCCCAGAGCUGAGGCGUUACAUCCAGGAGGACAACUGGCGGCUCGAGCAGGAGGCAGAGGAGUGGGAGGAAGAGCAGUCUUGCAAGAUUCCUUCAACUGCUUCUGAAUCUCAAGAGCUCUCUCCUGAGUCUGGGCCAGAUCCAUCUGCAGCCCACGAGCAGAGCCUGCGCUCUCUGUCCUCAGAGCACGCCAUGAUUGCAAAGGAGCAGACUGCCAAAGCUAUUGCCAAUGCAGCCCAUGUCUACGAAAAGAACGGCGUGGAGGCAGCGCUCUGCGAGACAGAGGAGGUAGAACCAAUGAAGGCCCAACUGGGAGAAACAGCCUUUACAGUGCAGGCAGAACAACCUCAGGAUGCUAAAGAAACAGAGCCUGCUGCCCAAAGUAGCUCACAGAUCUCGGAAGUGGAAAUCCCCAGUGUGGGGAAGGUUCCUGUUAGAUCUGAUGCAGAUGGAUAUAAUGAGGAGGUGAUGCUGAGUCCAGCCAUGCAAGGUGUCAUCCUGGCUAUUGCAAAAGCCCGCCAGACCUUUGAUCGCGAUGGGUCUGAAGCGGGGCUCGUUAAGGCAUUCCACGAGGAGUACUCCAGACUUUAUCUGCUUUCCAAAGAGACCCCAACCCCUCAGAACGAUGCCCGGUUGCAACACGUGCUCGUUUACUUCCUUCAAAAUGAUGCUCCCCAGCAGAUUGUGGAACGUACCCUCCUUGAGCAGUUUGCAGACAAAAACCUCAGCUACGAUGAAAGGUCAAUUAGCAUCAUGAAGGUAGCACGAGAUAAACUGAAAGAGAUUGGUCCUGAUGAGGUCAAUAUGGAGGAGUAUAAGAAAUGGCACGAAGACUACAGUCUUUUUCGGAAGGUGUCUGUUUACCUGCUUACAGGGCUGGAGCUGUACCAGAAUAGAAAGUACAAGGAGUCCCUGACCUACCUGAUCUAUGCCUACCAAAGCAACACCACUCUGCUGAAGAAGGGAGCCAACAGAGGAGUGAAUGAAUCACUGAUCACCUUGUAUAGAAGAAAGUGUCUCUUGAAGCUGAAUGAGGUGGCAUCAUCUCUAUUUGUAAGCUGUGAGGAAGCUCAUGUGGCAGAGGGCAUUAGCAUCCUGAAUGAGCUGAUCAUCCCCUGUAUGCACCUCAUUAACAACUUUGACAUCUCCAGAGAAGACAUGGAUGCCAUCGAGGUCAUGAGAAGCCGCUGGUGCUCCUAUCUGGGACGAGAAGACAUGGAUGCAAGCCUGCAGAUCAGGCUGGGCGAGCUGCUCCCCCGCCUGCUCGACGGCUCCACGGAGGUGGUGGUGCUGAAGGAGCCCCCAAAGAUCCGUCCCAACUCCCCGUACGACCUCUGCAGCCGCUUUGCAGCGGUGAUGGAGUCCAUCCAUGACGCCUCGACUGUGACUGUGAAGUAGAUGGCAGAGCUGGCACCUUGGAGUGGCACACUGUGAAGCAUCCGUGCACAGCAUCCUCUCGCCAGGAGGUAUUCAGAGAGGGAAGAGGUGAUUUCGUCUUGAGACCUGUGUGCUUUGUAAAUAGGAGUGAAUGAAAAGCAAUAUUGCACUUUUGAGAUAAGAUGUUAAGUGAGAAUGCAAAGGACAUGAACCACUGUACUAACAUGGCACGAUAGGUACCUGGCAGUUCCACCUGGCUUAUUUUCCUAGGACCAGGCCAGGACACUUGUUCUAUUGUGGCAACUUUGUAUGCUGCCCAGCAGGCACACAUCCCAGGGAAUGACACCGACAGCAGAGGAACAGUUUGGUUUAUCUGGUGAGCACUAUUGGCUGUCAUUGAUCCAUCAGACACAUUUACAUCUUCCUAAAUUAUUAGCUGCAGUAUAUAUUCAGAUCUUGCCAAACUUCUGUCUGAGAGGAACUGCAGUGCUCACUCUGUGUGUUGUGUGCAGUCACGCGUGCAACUGCGUAUUUCAGUUAAGUUAAACAAGCAUUUCCCUUUUGUGUUCUAACUGGCAAAAGAAAAGAAGCAGGAUUCUUCCUCUGAGAAAGGCAAAAUCAAAUAAUGAGAGUGACAGGAGACAGGACAGAGCUGGAGGCUUUACGGGUGCUGUGGUGUUAGCUGGCUGGUUCAGGGCAUAAUCCUCCAGGGUGUGUUACCCUCUUGGGUUGGAAAGUGAACUUCCAUUGCAUCUCUGGUGGAUAUUCAGUGCUAGAUAAGUGAUGAUAACUGCAAGGCCUAGAAUCAGCCCCUUUUUAAUUAACUUCCUGUAAGAAAUAAAUUAUGCCUCGUUUGGAGUUCCUUCUGCGGGCAGCCUAUGAUGUGUUUGAACUCUGACAGUUGUUUAAACCAAACAUUCUGAGUAAGUGGAAGAGGAAGCCUGUUUGUUAGGACUAUGCAGUUUUUCUGAAAGUGCAAUAAAAGCAUUUGUUCUAUGUUAGAAUGAAAAAGUUC
This is a messenger RNA of Meleagris gallopavo (turkey), 6071 nucleotides long. The record is from RefSeq and is a predicted model, not a curated record. Lineage: Eukaryota; Metazoa; Chordata; Aves; Galliformes; Phasianidae.